This is a messenger RNA of Phytophthora sojae, 597 nucleotides long. RefSeq lists its product as hypothetical. Gene Ontology annotation, cellular component: mitochondrion; cytosol. Bases 1 to 597 code for a protein of 198 amino acids. Gene Ontology annotation, molecular function: peroxiredoxin activity. The record is from RefSeq and is a predicted model, not a curated record. Lineage: Eukaryota; Oomycota; Peronosporomycetes; Peronosporales; Peronosporaceae. Gene Ontology annotation, biological process: cell redox homeostasis. The transcript is spliced from 2 exons.
AUGCGCAACCUCGUUGGGGUCACACUGUUGGACGAGCUCCCCGAUCUGCGCUUCGACGCCAGCGACGAUAGCUCCAGCUCGCUGCACGCGUACUUCAAGGGCUCGUGGGGGCUGCUCUUCUCGCAUCCGGACGACUUCACGCCCAUCUGCACCACGGAACUGGGCGAGCUGCUCGCCCUGUCAUGCAACGACGUGGCCAGCCACAAGCGCUGGAUCGUCGACAUCGAGAAGUACGCGGGGGCUAAAGUGAACUUCCCCAUCGUGGCGGACCCCAGCCGCCCCAUCGCAGCGCAGCUCGGCAUGCUGUCCCAAGACGAUCUGGACAAACAGGGGAUGCCUCUCACUGUUCGGACUCUGUUUGUGCUGGACCCGCGGGUGCGAGUGCGGCUGAUGUUGACGUAUCCGGCCAGUACAAGGCGCAACUUCAUGGAGGUGCUGAGGGUGCUGGACUCGCUGCAGCUCACGGAUGAGAAGAGCCUGGCGACGCCGGUGAAUUGGAAGCAAGGCGAACGGGUCUGUAUUAACCCACAGGUUUCUACAGAGGAGGCGGCUGAGAAGUUUGCGGACAUGCAAGUGGAGGAGCUGCCUUCGAACUAA